UACGCGGAUGCCAAGUUGUCCUGGACGGGGCGCCAUAGGACGUUCGCUGAGGUAGGGAAAAGGGGAGGUCUGGUGUGGACGCCACGGUGAAGACGAAGCUUGUCUCCACACAAAACAGCUCACAGAGCACGUCAACCCGCCCACCUUUUGCUUCGUUUUAACGUGGUAUCGUAUCGCACUUCCACACAGUUUGACCAUUUAAGUUCGUUUUUAAGCAGCGACGAGCCAUCCAUUCAUCCACGAUGUCUGGCGUAGUGAGAGGCCCGGCAGGGAACAACGAUUGUCGAAUCUAUGUCGGGAACCUUCCCCCUGACAUUCGCACGAAAGACGUAGAGGAGGUUUUCUACAAGUACGGGGCCAUUCGGGAUAUAGACCUGAAAAACAGGAGAGGUGGACCGCCGUUUGCUUUCAUUGAGUUCGAAGACCCAAGGGACGCGGGCGAUGCAGUUUAUGGCCGGGAUGGAUACGACUAUGACGGCUACAGACUCCGCGUCGAAUUCCCUCGGAGCGGCAGAGGCUCCGGUAGAGGCAGUUUCAGCGGGGUCGGUGGAGCUCCCAGAGGCCGCUAUGGUCCUCCGUCCAGGCGCUCGGAGUACAGGGUUGUUGUGUCCGGUCUCCCUCAGAGUGGCAGCUGGCAGGACUUGAAGGACCACAUGCGUGAAGCGGGCGAUGUGUGUUAUGCCGACGUUUACAGAGAUGGAACCGGUGUUGUAGAGUUUGUGCGCAAAGAAGAUAUGACCUAUGCCGUUCGAAAGCUGGACAACUCCAAAUUCCGCUCGCACGAGGGAGAGACGGCUUACGUUCGCGUGAAAUUAGAUGGUCCUCGCAGCCCCAGUUACGGAAGAUCACGCUCCCGCAGCCGUGGCAGCCGGAGCAGGAGCCGCAGUGUCAGCCGGAGCAGGAGCCGCAGUGAUUCCAGAGGCCGCGGCAGAGCAUCGCCACGCUACUCGCCUCGUCACAGCCGUUCUCGAUCUCGCUCCUAAAAAAACCUGAUGUUUUUUCCGUCCCUCCCAUUUCUUGAUAUACCUUGUUGACGUGAUCCUUCCACUGUUUUUACCUCUCAUGAGUUCCUCCAGAUGUCAGCUGUUGGUUUUUAAUUUUUGUCCCGAUGUCCAUGUGGAUGAGCUUGGUAUGUAGUUGUACCCCCUCCCUCCUUUUUCCUCCCUUUCUCCCCCUUUGUCGUCCUUUUUUCCUUCAAAAUGUGCUUAGCUUCAAAAACAUUGAGUUGUAAGGCACACUCAAAGUUUUUGCAAGUGUAUUUUUGUUUUUUUAUAAGAGGCUUCUCAUUGAAUAUUUGUGGGAGGGCUGUUUUGGACAAAGAGCCCAACCUUUAACUGUAUUUUACCUUGUGUCUUCCUUUAGACAUCUGAAGAGAAGGAUUAAAGUGAUUUGGAAUAAAACCAUUGUGGAGCACAUUUCAUUUGUAUGGUCAGGAUAGGACAGCAGGUCAAGGCAAUGGUAUGCUUUAUAUUCCAUAAAUUUGUUUUGUUUUGUUAGGUUUCUUUGUUGUGCAUGUCAUACUUAAGCAAAGCCACUUGUGCUGCAUUUUGUCAUAGAUGACAAAUUUUAACAUGCCCCUGUGGCCUGUCACAGAGAAAAAGCAUCAAGUGUUGUGAUGUAAGUGUAACAUCUUUGCUGUCAAAUGUAAAAAAAAAAAAAUCUGACUCAAUUCGCAAAAGUAUCCCUCUUAAAUUAGGGAUUCUUUUGUGCUCUGGCAAUUUUUUUAAAACAUGAGUGCUCAUCAAAUUUGGCCCAUAAGCUUGACAUUCUAUUCUAACGGUUUGCCUCUGAUUUUCUUCCUGGUAUUUCAAGGUUUUGAUUGGAGAGGAGUGGCUCAGUGGAUCCCAAUCCUUGGAGCUGGAUGAGUGGAUCGAUUAGGGAAGGGAUAGGCAAGGAUGGAUGCUCGGAACGGGAUCAGUUUUCCAGGAUUUUCAAAUUUGCAGAACUAAUUUUAACGGGAUGUCCCAGAGCAACUUUUUUUUUUUCCUAAUAGCCUGCCACCUGCCUAUCUAAGUUUUUCAGUGAUAAUGGCACUAGUUGACGAGAAAAACAGAGGACCAGGAAGUUGGAUCAAAGGAUGGAAUCGUAGAUGCCUGGUAUGAGGGAAUCAAAAUUUGGGGAGGGUUGGGGUU
Molecule: messenger RNA, 2132 nt
Organism: Doryrhamphus excisus (bluestripe pipefish)
Lineage: Eukaryota; Metazoa; Chordata; Actinopteri; Syngnathiformes; Syngnathidae
Product: serine/arginine-rich splicing factor 1B
Cellular component (GO): cytoplasm; nucleus
Molecular function (GO): mRNA binding
Source: RefSeq, a predicted model, not a curated record